GCGUGAAAGCCCAUCCCGCUCGCAUCUCGGCGGCCCACUCCUUUAGCCGAGGCCAACUGUCCCUGCUUUUUCCCUCCUCUGCCUCCGUUUCAAAACCCCAUCCGUUGCUCUCCAGAUCUCGAUCUAGGGGUUCUCUUCGCUUCUCUCGUCCAGGAAUUAUUUCGAAGAAGGAAUAAAUAGAUCGAUCCAUCGAUCGAUCAUCUUCUAGGUUUCCAGACGUUCGAUCUUCUAGGUUUUUUGCGGAGCGGAGGCGGGGUAUUCGAUUUGGAGGUAGCAAAGAGGAAUGGAGAAGUACGAGAAGCUGGAGAAGGUCGGCGAGGGGACGUAUGGGAAGGUGUACAAGGCGCAGGACAAGGCGACGGGGCAGCUGGUGGCCCUCAAGAAGACCCGCCUCGAGAUGGACGAGGAGGGCAUCCCCCCCACCGCCCUCCGCGAGAUCUCCCUCCUCCAGAUGCUCUCUCGGAGCAUCUACGUCGUCCGAUUGUUGAAUGUGGAGCACGUGGACAAGAACGGGAAGCCCCUUCUUUACCUGGUGUUUGAGUAUCUUGACACUGAUCUCAAGAAGUUCAUUGAUUCCCACCGUAAGGGGCCCAACCCCCGGCCUCUCCCACCGUCCGUUAUUCAGAGCUUUUUAUAUCAGUUGUGCAAAGGAGUUGCCCAUUGUCAUAGCCAUGGUGUGCUUCACAGGGAUUUGAAACCUCAAAAUCUUUUGGUUGACAAAGAGAAGGGCAUCUUGAAGAUUGCUGAUCUUGGGCUAGGAAGAGCCUUUACCAUCCCUCUUAAGAGCUACACCCACGAGAUUGUCACACUUUGGUAUAGAGCUCCUGAGGUUCUGUUGGGAACCACACAUUACUCAACUGGAGUUGAUAUGUGGUCAGUUGGAUGCAUAUUCGCUGAAAUGGUGAGGAGACAAGCUCUUUUCCCUGGUGACUCAGAAUUGCAGCAAUUGCUUCACAUCUUCAGGUUGUUGGGGACUCCAACUGAGGAACAAUGGCCUGGAGUUAGCUCUCUUCGGGACUGGCAUGAAUAUCCACAGUGGAAGCCCCAGAACUUGGCACGUGCAGUUCCAACCUUGGAACCUGAAGGCGUUGACCUUCUAUCGAAAAUGCUUCAAUAUGACCCAGCUAACAGAAUAUCAGCUAAAGCAGCAAUGGAACAUCCCUACUUUGAUGGCCUUGACAAGUCACAGUUCUAGUGCUAUUGUAUCCUUGAAACCGGUUUUACCAUGAGCUCUAUCAUUCACCGGCCAGUGACAGUGGCUGUAUUGGUGUCUGCGGCAACUUUGCUAGUUGCUGUGGCAUGUAACAUUCUGAUUGAUAGAGAGAUUUGUUUUUGUUAUUGUUGUUGUGGUGGCUUUAUAUGCUUAUGAGUGUCAUCUCAAGCAAUGAGAAGUUUGUGUGACAUCGGUUUAAGAUUUCUCUCGUCAUAUUAUUGGCACAUCAAAUUCUGCAGCAAUUUAUAAGUUGGGCAA
Messenger RNA from Elaeis guineensis (African oil palm), 1471 nucleotides. Its product is annotated as cyclin-dependent kinase B1-1. NCBI's taxonomy places the organism in Eukaryota, Viridiplantae, Streptophyta, Magnoliopsida, Arecales, Arecaceae. Gene Ontology annotation, molecular function: ATP binding; cyclin binding; cyclin-dependent protein serine/threonine kinase activity. The record is from RefSeq and is a predicted model, not a curated record. Gene Ontology annotation, cellular component: nucleus; cytoplasm; cyclin-dependent protein kinase holoenzyme complex. Gene Ontology annotation, biological process: G1/S transition of mitotic cell cycle; regulation of G2/M transition of mitotic cell cycle; protein phosphorylation.